Molecule: messenger RNA, 1488 nt
Organism: Corapipo altera (White-ruffed manakin)
Lineage: Eukaryota; Metazoa; Chordata; Aves; Passeriformes; Pipridae
Product: polysialoglycoprotein-like
Exons: 2
Source: RefSeq, a predicted model, not a curated record
AUGCCCAGUGGGGACAGCUCUGUCCCUGGCAGUGCCACCACCCCUGGAAGGGACAGCUCUGUCCCUGGCAGUGCCACCAUCCCCACUGGGGACAGCUCUGUCCCUGACAGUGCCACCACCCCUGGAAGGGACAGCUCUGUCCCUGGCAGUGCCACCAUUCCCACUGGGGACAGCUCUGUCUCUGACAGUGCCACCACCCCUGGAAGGGACAGCUCUGUCCCUGGCAGUGCCACCACCCCUGGAAGGGACAGCUCUGUCCCUGGCAGUGCCACCAUCCCUGGCAGGGACAGCUCUGUCCCUGGCAGUGCCACCAUUCCCACUGGGGACAGCUCUGUCCCUGGCAGUGCCACCACCCCUGGUGGUGGCUCUCCCAGCAAUGGCUCUCCUGGUGGUGACAGUUCCACUGUCCCCACUGGGGACAGUCCAGUGAGGGGCAGUGACACUGUCCCCGUGGAGGACAGGCCAGUCAGGGGCAGUGCCACCAUCCCUGGUGGCAGCUCUGCUGGAGGUGGCAGUGCCACCACCCCCCCCACUGGGGACAGGCCAGCCAGUGGCAGUGGCACUGUCCCUGUUGGGGACAGCCCAGCUGGUGGCAAUGCCACCGUCCCUGCUGGGGACAGGCCAGCCAGUGACAGUGCCACCAUCCCUGCCAGGGACAGCCCGUCCAGGGGCAGGGACACCCUCCCCACCAAGGACAGGCUGGGCAGUGGCACCGUCCCUGCUGGGGACAGUCCAGCCAGUGGCACUGCCACCUGCCCCCCCAGUGCCACCACCCCUGCCAGGGACAGCCCUGCCAGGGGCAGUGCCACCACCCCCAUUGUGGACAGGCCGGUCAGUGGCACUGCCACCACCCCUGUCAGGGACAUUACCUCCAGGGGCAGUGCCACCACCCCCUCCAGGGACAGCACAUCCAGGGGCAGUGCCACCAUCCCUGUCAGGGACAGCACGUCCAGGGGCAGUGCCACCACCCCCUCCAGGGACAGUCGUGCCAGGGGCAGUGCCACCAGCCCUGCUGGGGACAGGCCAGUCAGGGACAGUGCCACCAGGGACAGGCAAGGCAGUGCCACUGUUUCCCCCAGAGAAAGCCCAUCCAGGGGCAGUGCCACCAUCCAUGUCAGGGACAGCACAUCCAGGGGCAGUGCCACCGUCCCUGUUGGGGACAGGCCCGUCAGGGACAGUGCCACCAGGGACAGGCCAGGCAGUGCCACUGUGCCCCCCAGGGACACCCCACCCAGGAGCAGAUCCAGCACCCCCAGCAGGGACACCCCGCCCAGGGGCAGUGCCACCAUCCCACCCAGGGGCAGCCCUGCUGGUGGCAGUGGCACUGUCCCCUCCAGGGACAGGCCGGUCAGUGGCAGUGCCACCAUCCCCUCCAGGGACAGUCCAGCCAAGGCCAGGGACACCCCCCCGGGCAGGGACACCCCAUCCAGGGUUAAUGCCACCACCCCCAUCAGGGACAGUCGAGCUGGUGGCAGUGGCACUGUCCCU